Messenger RNA from Neoarius graeffei (lesser salmon catfish), 3726 nucleotides. Its product is annotated as gap junction gamma-1 protein-like. Lineage: Eukaryota; Metazoa; Chordata; Actinopteri; Siluriformes; Ariidae. The record is from RefSeq and is a predicted model, not a curated record. Gene Ontology annotation, biological process: cell communication. The coding region runs from base 211 to 1386 and encodes 391 amino acids. The transcript has 3 exons. Gene Ontology annotation, cellular component: connexin complex.
CCCUGUUGGCGCCGGGAGGAAUAGCACAUGGACCUAAUCUGAACGGUUUAACAAGGACUGAGCAUUUGGUUGGAAGAUGGAGGGCAAAAUGUGGUAAUUUUUAAUACAUCAGGCGAACAAAAACCAAAGGAAAAGCGAGAGGAAGUCUAUCUUUGACGGUACGGUGUCUCCAAGCACUGAUACUGACCAGCGUGCUGUAGCAGUGACGACAUGAGUUGGAGUUUCCUGACGCGUCUCCUGGAGGAGAUCUCCAACCACUCAACAUUUGUGGGCAAGCUGUGGCUUACGCUGCUCAUUGUGUUCCGGAUUGUACUGACCGUGGUGGGUGGCGAGUCGAUAUACUAUGAUGAACAGAGCAAGUUUGUAUGCAAUACACACCAGCCUGGUUGCGAAAAUGUGUGCUAUGAUGCAUUUGCACCACUCUCGCAUGUAAGGUUCUGGGUUUUUCAGAUCAUCAUGAUCACCACACCCACUAUUCUGUACCUUGGCUUUGCCAUGCACAAGAUCGCACGCAUGGAGGACGAUGAUUACGGACCACGGAGUAGGCGCAAACGCAUGCCUCUGGUAAACCGCAGUGCCAACCGUGACUAUGAGGAGGCUGAGGACAAUGGUGAGGAGGACCCCAUGAUCACCGAGGAGAUCGAGCCAGAAAAGGACAAGGAAAAAGAAAAGGAGAAGGACGAGAGGAAGAAACAUGACGGCCGGAGACGGAUCAAGCGUGAUGGCCUGAUGAAGGUAUACGUGCUGCAGCUUUUCUCACGUGUGGCUUUCGAGGUGUCCUUCCUGUUUGGCCAGUAUGUGCUGUAUGGGUUUGAGGUGGCCCCAUCAUAUGUGUGUACGCGUAGCCCAUGUCCCCACACAGUGGAUUGCUUUGUGUCGCGUCCCACCGAGAAGACCAUCUUCCUGCUCAUCAUGUAUGCCGUGAGCUCCCUCUGCCUGCUGCUCACAGUGCUCGAGAUCUUGCACUUGGGCAUCAGUGGCGUCCGUGACGCAUUCCAGAACCGUGCAAGGCGCCACCACCACCAUCAAGCCCUGACCAGUCAGAGGGCCUUGGUCUGCCCACGCCACAUACCCUCAGCACCCCCUGGCUACCACACAGCCCUGAAGAAGGAUUCUGGCAAGGCAGGUGCAAGAGCUGAAUACAAUCUUAGUGACUUGGGCCGCGAGUCUCUGGGUGAUGAGGCGUCCUCACGGGAGCUGGACCGUCUGCGGCGCCACCUGAAGCUAGCACAGCAGCACCUGGACCUGGCUUACCAGAAUGAGGAGGGGAGUCCAGUGCGAAGCAGCAGCCCCGAGUCCAACGGCACAGCUGCCGAGCAAAACCGUCUCAACUUUGAGAAACAGGAGAAGCAAGCCAGUUCCUGUGAGAAGGGUAUCCGAGCCUGAGUCAACAAUUUGCGGCUGACCUCUUUCCAACUGCAGCAGCAUUGAGGAAGGGCCACUAUGAAACAUUGGCAUCUUGAGUGUGUAAGAUAUUGAUUUGAUUAAGGCAACAUGACACUGUUGGCACGCUGAUGAGCAGUAAGAACAGCCUGUGCGGUAUUACGGCAGGACGGUGCAUCGGCCUCUGAGAAUCUCAGCAACCAGUGAUAACUUGAGGAGCAGACUGCCUGACAUUCCAAAGUACCCAAGGGCAAAUAAAAUCUUUUCUUUGUCACUGACUGAGCAAAUUUUGUGUCCAUCACAGAAGAUCUUUUGUAUGUUUAACGUGCUUCUUAAGAAGUGCCCAGGGUUGCAUCUCAAAAAUGCCUUAAAUUUUUAAACUGGAGUUUACAUAUUUCUUUGUCAUUCCAAAAAGCAAUGUAUGAGCCAGUGUUAAGUCACACUAUACUUUUUGGAUAGUUUAGGUACAUGUGUAGGAUAAAUAGGUUUUGUGUGUUAAGUAGUGAACUGUAAUUAGUAAUUGCAUGUAUAUAUGAUUGUGAGCAAAACACUAGUUAUUGUCUAAGGUAGAAUUUUUUUUUACUCAGUUUUGAUUUGUAGAGUUAAGGUGGGGAAGAUGGAUUCUUUGUGUAGGACAUACUGUAGUGUAUACCAAGGACCUGUGCAUAAAGUUCCCAAGAAGGUGUUCUGGUCUUGGAUCAGGUUUAUAGAAUCAACUUGAUUUAGCAAAGAAAAUUCUAAUUAGGCUUAUAUAGUACCUGUCAAAAGUUUUGACCCACCUGUUAAAAAUGAGUGAAUACACCAAAACUGCUGGCUACCUCAUAUGGGGGGGACAAAUAAAGCAAUGACUAAACCUUGUAUAGAACGUUUUAUUUAUUCAAAGUAGCCUUGAUGAAAGCUUUGCGUGGCAGCUUCAUUAGAUAGCCACAUGUGCUGUUUUUCCUAAGUGCUAAAUUUAUUUUUUUUUAAAUUGUCUGGAGGCAUUUCAUUAUUUCACACUUAAUCAUUUAAAGAUUCAUGCAUUGGCAUCAACAAUUUUAUUUUCUUGAAAUCGCAUUUAAAUCUGAAGCAUUGAUCAUAAGAAAUGGUUGUGUCCAAGCUUUUGACUGGUAAUAAAAUACAUCUGGGAGAAGUUUCGGCUCUGUUUGCCCAGAGGAGCCAAGUGGUCGGAAUCAACAGGUAAUAACACUGACCUAAGACCAGCACUGUUUUACUCCAUGUUUUAUAUUAGGCAUCGAAGUGGCCUCAGUUUCCACUGCUUUAAAUUUGAACAUCUGUUUCAGUUGUAUUUUACAAACACGAUGUUGCACGACAAACCCAGUUACAAACUUAUUUGGUGGUUUGUGUGUUUUGGGCUCAGCAUUCCGAAUGAAAAUAUGUAGCCUGUACGUUGACAGUAAUUCAUCUCGGGACACCGUGCCAUCAGUGAUGUGGGUUUGUACAUUUGAGAAAAUGCAUCUCUGUUGCUUGUUAUAAACUGGAAACUAGUGAUGGCCGUGCUGAAGUUCAGUCUCGGUAUUGUUAUGCUGAAACGUUAAAGCCACUUUUUGGUGCCUUUUUGUCUGAAUAAUCAAAACAAAGAAAACCUGGAAAAUGCUUGAAAUACUUGUGAACCAUAUUUGUUGACCUGCAAGGAAGCUUUGGAUAUUUCUGUUUUCCACCUCGUGUGUGAUGUGUAUAUGAGGAUUUUGUUGAAUGCAUCUCUCUUUGGAUGAGAACAGCAAGCCUUCUCAGUGCCAUACAAAAAAAUUCUUAUUUUUUUAUGAAUGUUUUUGCUUACUGCUAUUCAUAAUGUGGACAUUUUAUUAUUUUUUUUUUUUGGGGGGGGCGGGGCUGAUGUGGAUCCAUCUGGCCAUUUUGUUUGGUCUGAAAAUGUGGGGUUGUUUUUUAGUUCUGGGUAUGGUGUCGUAUAUAUUUCUUUCUUUUAAAUCUGUUUAUUUCUGUUUGCCAUGACUGUUUUUUGUGUGUUCUUAAUCACUGAUAUUGCUUCAUUAUUUAAAUGGGGUCAAACUGGUCCAAAUGCAUUUGCAUGUUCAUAUGCCUGGUUUUCUAAGCACAAAGGUUAGUGACCUUGUGCAAAACUAAGAGCUAAGCUUGGGAAAUGAUCCAAUCCUUGGUAAAUGUACCCUAUUGAGUGGUGUUUUUCUAGCACAGUCUGAAAGUGAUUUCAGGCUUUGGGGAGUCUAAAUGGGGAAUCCUAAAGUGGUUCCAUGUUCACAAAUACUUUUUUUUUUUUUUGCUUUUUUUUAAAAUAAACUUUGUAUUCUGUCUUUUAUAUCUUUUUGUACCAAUAGUAUUUUUGUGCAAGUUAAAGACUGAAUAAAGCUUUUGAAAUAUAAUAAA